Messenger RNA from Cylicostephanus goldi, 824 nucleotides. The record is from the annotation of a GenBank genome assembly. NCBI's taxonomy places the organism in Eukaryota, Metazoa, Nematoda, Chromadorea, Rhabditida, Strongylidae.
UUGUCAAUUGCAGAGGAUGAGAGCGAAGAUGAACAAGAAAGAUGUGAGAAGUUUUGUUCCUUGGAUGCAGCUGGUACAGAAAGAUUCGGACAAUCAGAGAAUGCGGAGCAAGCACAGACAGACAAGCUUGUUCUACAGCACUUCAUAGAAACAGAUGAAAAACGCAAAAAUGGACUUGCGGACAACAAAGCUAAAGCUCAGCGAAGGCUUGUUGGUCUUUGGAACUCUCUUCGUAAAAAUCCAGAUACGCUACAGAAAUACGAUGAAGUGUUUCAAGACCAGUACCGCAACAUUCUUGAAUACGUCCCCGAAGAGGAAUCAGACUACAAAAACUUACAUGAUUCACCCGAUCAAACUGUUAUCACUCCACACAAGACGACGACGAAGCUAAGUGUGGUCUGUGACGCUUCUGCCCACUACAAAAACCGUCCUUCACUCAAUGACUCCUUACAAAGGGGUCCAGUCAUUUCACCUCAGUUUUUCGAAGUGUCGUUACGAGAGAAACACAAGCUUCAAGUUAGACAUAACAAGUCCAUUUCGCACCCGCAGAAGCACGACUGCGUCCUUAUCACAGACCCCGUACAACCACGACAUUCCUCGAAGAUGGGGCGCAUUACGGAGCUUUUGAAGAGCAAAGACGGACAAGAAAGGAAAGCAGUCGUGAUCUUACAAUCUGAAAAACAAACUCGCCGACCAGUGAAUCUUCCGGUACCAUUGAAGCUAGAAGAUGGAAUAAAGGCCGAAACAACAAGAUGGCCAAGCCUCCCCAGGAAACCCCAAACGGUACCAAAUGAGACCGCGAAAAUUGAUAGACUACGAUGAAA